UUACAAUAUGACGACGAAGGAGAAAGAGAAGCUUUUAUUUUUGAAACGUGACCCGGAGAUUAUCGCUGGUGUGACGUGUUUCCUGCAGCUGCAGUAGCGUCUCGUCUUCACGCUACAGUCAGAGUGAACCGGAGCGACAGGCCGGCUCACUCCCGGCACUUUCCCGGCUCUCUCCCGGCCACAUCCCGGCUCCGCCCCGCCUCACGGUGGUCUAAGAUGUCCGGUCUUCAGGGUCUGAAGCAGUUCGUCAGCCGGCGGCUCUCCGCGGCGCUGGAGGAGAUCUUCGGCCAUGUUGAGAGAACCAUCACGGAGUACGAGCGGGAGAUGAACCGACGCCACCGCAAACUGCUGGACGAGGUUCUGACACCUGAAGUGAAGCAGGGGAGAACAGACGUCCAGCAGCUGUCGGUGAGUAAAGAAGAGGUUCUACCUGAGCAGCAGGAGUGGAGCUCGAGUCUGGACCAGGAGGAACCAGAACCCCCACACAUUAAAGAGGAACAGGAGGAACUCUGGACCAAUCAGGAGGGAGAGCAGCUUCCAGGGCUGAGUGAGGUGAAGGAGGAAGAUGAAGAGAAACCCGAGUCCUCACAGCUUCAACAAAGACAAACUGAACCGAUGGAGACAGAAGCCAAUGGAGAGAACUGUGGAGGACCAGAAUCAGCCAAGAACUGUGAUCCAGACCAACUUGUAAAUCGGGUUUGUGAGAAGUCGUCAAACUCUCCUGAACCUGAGACUGAGGUCAGUGAUGACGAGUGUGAGGACAGCACAGAAGCUCCGUCAGGUUUGAACUCUGUGGACGUCACUGAGAGUGAAGCCAAAUGUGAGCCCGUGAAAAAGUCCUUCGUCUGCUGCGAGUGUGGGAGGAAGUUUGGUCGUAAGGACAGUCUGCGAAGACACAUGAGGUUUCACACGGGAGAGAAACCUUACAGCUGCUCCAUAUGUGGGAAAAGAUUCUCUCAGAGGCCAAAUUUGAUCCGACACAUGAGAUGUCACUCUGGAGAAAAACCUUUCAGCUGCUCGUUCUGUGAGACCAGCUUUGCGGUGCGCAGCGCUCUGGUGAAUCACAUGAGAAUCCACACUGGGGAGAAACCGUUCAGCUGCUUGUAUUGUGACAAAAGCUUCACUCAAAAAGGAGGUCUGAAGAAACACAUGACGGUCCACACAGGAGAGAAACCAUACAGCUGUCCAGUGUGUGACAAAAGCUUCUCUCAAAAAGCAAACCUGACAUACCACUUCUCCGUGCACACGGGGCAGAAACAGUUCAGCUGCAGCGUUUGUGACCGAAGGUUCACAUGGCAGUCGCAGGUCAAAAGCCACAAGUGUGUCGGUAAGAGCAGCAGCACCAGCUGAUUGGCUGAUGAGCUGCAGCCAACAUCAGAGACAAUAUCUUAAAUCUCACCUCAGUCGUAAAUGAAUAUAAGAUGAGUGUGGUGAUCUCUGCACUUCAGCCGAAUAUGAUCACGAUACUUGUGUGUGUUUAAUGAUUUGAAACCAGCAGACUGAGCAAAGCAAGACGCAGCAGAAGCAGAAGCAGUUCUGACCAGCAUAUUGUGAUUUCUGUUAUUUUGCGAGUUAUUGUGCAGUUUCAGUUUAUAUCACAUACGACUGUGUGAUAUAUGACGAGGGAUCCAUACAUCCGAUGAAAACACAUUGUUGAAUUGACUAAUUCCAGGCAGACUUGUUGAUUAACGUGUUGCUGACCAGCGACUUCACUUUCACUGCUUCAGAUGUACUGAGUUGAUAUUUAUGUAAAAUAAAUGUUCAUUGAUAAAUGAACAUUUAUUUUUUAGUUU
This is a messenger RNA of Acanthopagrus latus (yellowfin seabream), 1793 nucleotides long. Its product is annotated as zinc finger protein OZF-like. Lineage: Eukaryota; Metazoa; Chordata; Actinopteri; Spariformes; Sparidae. The coding region runs from base 217 to 1350 and encodes 377 amino acids. Gene Ontology annotation, biological process: regulation of transcription by RNA polymerase II. The transcript is spliced from 2 exons. The record is from RefSeq and is a predicted model, not a curated record. Gene Ontology annotation, molecular function: RNA polymerase II cis-regulatory region sequence-specific DNA binding; DNA-binding transcription factor activity.